Messenger RNA from Coccinella septempunctata (seven-spotted ladybird), 1281 nucleotides. Its product is annotated as serine/threonine-protein phosphatase 6 regulatory ankyrin repeat subunit C-like. The coding region runs from base 1 to 1281 and encodes 426 amino acids. NCBI's taxonomy places the organism in Eukaryota, Metazoa, Arthropoda, Insecta, Coleoptera, Coccinellidae. Gene Ontology annotation, molecular function: protein binding. The record is from RefSeq and is a predicted model, not a curated record. The transcript has 3 exons.
AUGGUGUGUUCGGGAAAAUAUAAUGUUGAUUUUCGUGAUUAUGAUCACGGAUACUCAACCCCUUUGGGGCUAAUUACGACGAGAAUAUAUAUUUUCGAAGAUCAUCCCGAUCUGGAUCCCUUAACCGUUCGAGAUUAUGAAGAAAAAAUCAAAUUUCUAUUGCAAAAUGGCGCAGAUUACAAGGAGAAGAUAGAUAACCCGUUCGGAAAAUUCGGAAAGGAUACUACUGACGUUGGUGAACAGAUACUCAGAAAAGGAACAAAACAUAUGUUCAAUUUACUGUUGAAUUUUUUGGGAGAUAUAAACGAUCAACACGGUUUCUUGGGAGAUACAGCACUUCAUAUUGCCAUCGAAAGAGGAUUUUUCAAGACAAUGAAAAACAUAUUGGCAAGGAAUGCCGAUGUCAAUAAACCCAACUAUGAACAAAAAGAAACCCCACUUCAUCGGGCUGUUAGGUAUAACAGAAUAAACUUCAUAAAUUUACUUAUCGAGCAUGGGGUAAGUAUGGAAAGUACAGAUGUGGAAGAGAGAACUCCUCUACAUUAUGCUUACUCUAGAGACAUUAGAGGUUGGACUCCGAUGCAUACAUUAGUCUCUCGAUCAGAAACAGCAACAGUUGAGGCAUCAGAAGUGAUUGAGCUUUUCCUAGAUAGAGCAUUCGAUUUGGAGACCAAGAAUUUCCAAGGACGCACACCACUCUAUCUCAUCUUGAAAAAAAAAAUUGGGCCAUUGGCUUUGUUAUUUUUAAGAAACGGAGCCAAUCUUGAGAUAACUGCAGAUGAUGCUAUGUUUCUCUUACCUUAUAUUUCAAGCAAGGGAAUUUGGGACUACAUGACCAGGACUAUUCUCAAAUUUAUUGCCUUGGAAGUUUCUAAGGGAACUACACUACACGAAAAUCUGAAAAUUUUGAGCGAACGGAAGGAGGCAAGCAAUUAUUUGAACACCUGUUUUAGAGAAAUAGACAUGCUCAAAUACAUGGAAAUAGAGAAUACCACCGUCACUUAUUGGCGACUUCUGACUAAAGGUAUAAAUCAAAUAGCACUGUACGCCAAAAAUUACUCCAUCACCGAAGAAAUUAGGACUUUCGAAGUAAGCUCAUAUCCAAUUUAUGGUCCAGAUAUUCUUUAUAAGUUUGCAAAAGGAAAAAGGAGGUUGGAAUUGAUGACUGAAUGUGCAGACAAAUUGAACAGAAUGUGGGAGUGGAAAUUACCAUCAGUUUUUGUGGAUAUGGUAAUUGAUCAGCUCUCCAUAGCUGACAUGGAAAAUUUAAAAAGUGUGUAA